Molecule: messenger RNA, 2133 nt
Organism: Chenopodium quinoa (quinoa)
Lineage: Eukaryota; Viridiplantae; Streptophyta; Magnoliopsida; Caryophyllales; Amaranthaceae
Product: polygalacturonase At1g48100-like
Exons: 7
Coding region: 265-1896 (543 amino acids)
Biological process (GO): carbohydrate metabolic process
Molecular function (GO): polygalacturonase activity
Source: RefSeq, a predicted model, not a curated record
AGCUAGUAGCUUUGAAGAAUUGAGGAGAGGAAUAAAACAAAUAUGGCUUGCCUAAUGGAAAGAUUGGCUCGUGUAUGCAUAGUCUUCUGUUGUUAUAAAAUUCCCCAGUUAUAAAAACCACAACCACCUCUGCUUCUAGUUAUCAGAAGAAACACCUGCUCUGUGUGUGUGUCUCUCUCUCUCUUCUCCCCAUCCCUCCUCCCAUACAGCCUCUUCUUUCUCUCUCUCUCUCCUCCCCAUUAUUUGUGCUAUAAAAUCACAAAAAUGAGUAGUUUAGACUUCAAAAAUCUCACAUUAAUGCUACUCACUGUUACACUCCUUUGGUCUACAAAUUUUGAUAUAUGCAAUGCUAGAAGAGACAGACAUUGGAGACAUAGUAGACCUCUUUCAGCAUCAUUACUAAAGAAAAAAAGUAAAAGUCAUGGAUAUCACAGCCCCAAUCACCACCACAGCAGUAAGCCAAAAUCAAAACCGCAUUCUCCACCAAAGCCGAGUCCGGGAAAAGAUACACCGUCACCAUUGCCUCUGCCAGUUCACAAAGCUCCAUACCAUAAAGGGUCGCCUCCUAAAACUAAGUCCCCACCAAAUCCUACACCAAUAGUGGAAGUUCCGUCACCCGAACCAGAGACAGGUUCCAGCAUUUUCAGUGUGCUAAAUUAUGGAGCAAAGGGUGAUGGUACUACAGAUGACACGAAGGCGUUCGAAGCUGCGUGGGCAGCGGCUUGUAAAGUUCAAUCAUCAACGAUGUUGAUUCCAUCAGGAUAUCAGUUCCUUGUGGGACCCAUUUCAUUCUCUGGUCCUUACUGCCAACGAAACAUUAUAUUUCAGCUUGACGGGACUAUCACUGCUCCAACAAGUCCUAAUGCUUGGAAAGCUAAUCUGAUGUGGUGGAUGGACUUCACCAAGCUGGUAGGACUUACCAUACAGGGGAAGGGCGUAAUCGAUGGAAGUGGCUCUGUUUGGUGGACUGACGCUCCAUAUGAUGAUCCAGAAAAAGAUCAUGAAUUGCAAAUUAUAAACCCAUUAAAUGACACGGUCUUAAAAAGGCCCCCAAUGCCGGAGAGAAAUGAGCUCAGUGGAAAAAUGCCUAGUAACAAGCCAACGGCACUAAGAUUUUAUGGCAGCAUUAAUGUGACAGUCACAGGGAUCAGAAUUCAGAACAGUCCUCAAUGUCAUCUGAAGUUCGACAAUUGCGAUGGAGUCUUGGUUUAUUCUUUUAGUGUCUCGUCACCAGGUGACAGUCCUAAUACUGAUGGAAUCCACCUCCAAAAUUCCAAAGAUGUGCUCAUUCACUCUAGCAGCCUUGCUUGUGGUGAUGAUUGUAUAUCCAUACAAACAGGAUGUUCGAAUGUAUACAUCCACAGUGUAAAUUGUGGACCUGGACAUGGCAUUAGUAUUGGAAGUCUUGGAAAAUUUAACACUAAAGCCUGUGUCUCGAAUGUCACUGUCCGAGACGUAAACAUACAAGGCACAAUGACUGGAGUUCGCAUAAAGACAUGGCAGGGUGGUUCGGGAUCCGUGCAAGGCGUAUCAUUUUCAAACAUUCAAGUUAGUGAAGUUCAGCUUCCAAUUGUAAUCGACCAAUAUUAUUGUGACAAAAGCACAUGCAAGAAUCAAACAACAGCGGUUGCUGUAUCAGGUGUCACAUAUCAAAAUAUAAAAGGCACAUACACAGUAAAGCCUGUACAUUUGGCAUGCAGUGAUGAGCUACCAUGCACAGACAUAUCAUUAAAUACCAUACAAUUAAAGCCACUAAAAACACGUUAUCACUUGUACGAUCCAUACUGCUGGCAAUCGUUUGGUGAGCUUAUGGCUCCGAUUGUCCCUCCACUUGGUUGUUUACAAAUAGGAAAGCCAUUGAAGAAUAGGGUUCAGACUGAUUAUGAUAUAUGUUGAGGACAUCAUAGCUGCUCUUAAAGUUUUCCAAUUUUCCUUUUGUGGUCGGUCAGAUGAUUGUUUGUUCUGACCCUUUUCACACUAUUGGCUAGAUAGCUGAAGAGUAUAUAACUAUAUAGAUUAAAUUUAGUAGGUUAGAACCCUACUUAGUAGGGCUAUAUCAGUUACAUUCCAGUGUGAUUAUAACUUACCAGGAAUUGUCAUUUUAUUUGGGCAUUAUCCCAGUGUAAGAUAUUA